Hyposmocoma kahamanoa is the source of this 6958-nucleotide messenger RNA. Its product is annotated as thyroid receptor-interacting protein 11-like. Gene Ontology annotation, biological process: Golgi organization; endoplasmic reticulum to Golgi vesicle-mediated transport. Gene Ontology annotation, cellular component: Golgi apparatus. Gene Ontology annotation, molecular function: small GTPase binding. The transcript is spliced from 9 exons. Bases 140 to 4741 code for a protein of 1533 amino acids. NCBI's taxonomy places the organism in Eukaryota, Metazoa, Arthropoda, Insecta, Lepidoptera, Cosmopterigidae. The record is from RefSeq and is a predicted model, not a curated record.
ACUUGUUUUGCCAACUGGACAAAGUCCUGUCACUAUUGCAAAAUAAUGCAAUAUUCUUAUUGUUUACAUCUGCUACAUGUCCGGAUUUCCUUUGCAAAUCGUUAAUAGUGAUAUGUGAUGAUAAUCUACAUUGGUUACAAUGUCUUGGUUGAAUUUGAAUCAAAGUUUAAACAGUCUAAAGGGACAGAUUACAAAUUUCGCUUCAGAAGUUUUAUCCGAAGGUGUUUCUCCCGUUUCUGGCGAUGAAGCUGCUAACACAGACUCUUCUCCUAAGAACCUAGAAGAGAAAUGCCAAAAACAGGAACUCGAGAUCGAAGCACUGAAAAAGCUCAAUGAAGAACUGCAGGCUACAUUGCAAUCAGAGAGGCUUGCUCGAAAAAAUGGCAUUAAAGAUGAAGAAUCCAGUUGGUACUGGGAUCCUCCGCCACAACUACCUCAGCAAGUUGUGGAUAAUCAACAUCAAUCCCAAAUCCGCGAACUGGAGCUUGAAAUAUCCAACCUGAAAGCUAGAGAUCCAGAAUCGACCCAGCCACUUGAACAGGAACUCAUAAGACUUCGAGAAGAGAACCUAAAUUUAACAAGUAAUCUGGAGGACUUAGACACUCAACAUCAAUUGGCCAUGGAAAGACUUCUGGCUUUAAAAAAGGAAUUGCAGAAAAACUUCGAAGUAUUGAAACAGGAACAUGAAGAUUUAAAAAAUACAAAUAAUGAAUACUCCACACAGAUCCGAUUAUUUGUAGAAAAAAUCGAUGAAAAAGAUAGAGAAAUCCAAAGACUACAAGGAUACAAAACUGAGUACGAAACGCUGCAACACAAAUAUUGCAAUUUAGAAAAGGUUCAUAGUCUAUUAAGAGAAAACGCUGAGAAAUUUCAAGAAGAGAAUCAGGAAUUGCACGAGGAAGUUUUCAAACUCCAAGAGCAAGUCACAAAGCUGGAGCAUGAAGUGGAAAUUUGUAAUAAACAUGAUGAAUUAUCGAAUUUUGUUCCAAGAGAAAAUUACGAUGCAAUUUUAAAAGAACUGCACGAGCUGAGGCAUAGGCGGAAUUCCAAUCAGAUGCAAUUAGAUGAAGUUAAUAUUGACGAUAAUGCCAAAAGUUUAAUUGAAAAAUUUAAAAGGGAUAUACACGAAUUGAAACAUCAGCUAUCCCUAAAAGACUUAGACAGUGAUCAUAAAAAGAUAGGUUCUGAAAAAAUAAUGCAACUUUACAAUAAAUAUGUGAAUUUUGAAUUGCCUGUUGAUUACCUGGGUGAAAUACCUGCAUCUGAAGACAAAAUUAUUUUGUUCAAACUAGAAAGUAUUUUUAAAACGCUCAAUGCGUUUAAAAAGGAUAUUGAUACCCUUCAACACAAACUUUCUGAGAAAAAUCACAAUAUUAAUCAUUUACAAACGCAAAUAGAUGAUUUGACUACAGAAAAUGAUUUUUUGACGACUGAUAUUCAGCAUUAUGAAAGUGAAUUGAAUGAGAUGAAGAAAAACAAUGAUUUUCUAAUUUCUGAAAUAGCGGCCUUAAAGAAUACGUCCAAAUUAGAACCAAUAAUAGAAACUCAUGAAGACAAUAUAGCGAAAUUAGAAACAGAACUAGAUCAUUGUACUAUGAAAAAUAAAACUUUUGAAAAUGAAAUUCUCAAAAUAGAAUUUGAACUAGCUGAAGUCAAAGCUGAAAAAGUAGUUUUACAGGAAAGUUUAAACGAAAUGAGGAGUAAAUACACCGUAAUGCUUGAAGAGCUGGACCAACUUAAAAAUCAAGCUAAAGAGGUACAGGAGUUGGAAAAUUCGAGUAAUACCCACUACACGGUUAAGCUUCAACAAGCUCAUGAUGAGAUUGACGCGUUGAAGAAAAAACUUAACACAACAAGUGCCAAAAACGAACAAUUAUCAAUAGACAUACACAUAAUUGAAAAUGACAAAGUACUUCUUACAAAAGAAAUUGAUGACCUAAAACAUGCGUUAGAAGAAAGCGUACUUGUAAAUAAGGAACUGGAGACUCUGAAGACAACUCUAGAUCAGAAACUUGAAGAUCUUGAACGCAGGCUAAAUGAAGUGUUUACACAUAGCCACGAACACGGGGAAAAAAAUGUUAUUCUGGAGAAUAAUUCGACAGAACCAAAGGAUUUAAACAAAGAAUCUGAAUUAGAUACGAUUGCAGUUCAAAAAAUUCGUCUCGACGAAAAGUUACAAGGUGUAUUAAAAGAAAAUUCGUCAUUGGCUGAAAAAAUACACAAACUAACCAACGAUGUUGUUCAAUUACAAAAAGUAGAGCAAGAGCUUCGAGCUGAAAACAGUACUUUGAAAAACAACACAAGUGCUGAAUGUGCUCAUGUUUCUGAAUUACAAGAAACGAUCGAUGACUUAAAAGCGAAAGUGAUACAACUAAAUACCUGUAAAACGCAAAUAACCAAAUUAAAGGAAGAGAAUCACAAGCUCAGCGAAAGAAAAUUGGAACUUGAAGGAGAAUUGUUCAGCACAGACAAGAAAAUAUUGCAUCUCGAAGAAGAAUUUGACAAGUUAAUAGCAGAUAUAAACGAGAAAGACACAGUAAUAGAUAGCCUUAAUAUUAAAGUGAAUGAAAGCAAUAACACAAUAGAAACUUUGAAUCAAAGUGUGAGUGAUCUUACUAAAACAUUAAACUUGAAAAAUGACGAGAUUCAGAAACUCACCUCUUCAAUAAAAGAAAUUAUGGAAAAGUUCAAUGAAAAUACAUUUAAAUGUGACAAAAGUAUUGAAGAAUUAGCUAAAUUGCAAUAUGAAAAAGAGGAUAUGAGUAAACAAAUUAUUUUCUUAAAUGAAGAAAUUAAUGUUAGAAAUUCACAUCUGUCAGCACUGACUAUCCGUUCAGAAGAAUUAGAGAAAACGUGUAAGGAAUAUAAAACUGUAAUAGAAAACAAAGACAAAGAAAUAAAGGAGCUGAGUCAAUCCAUAAUAGAACUCACAGACAAAAUAAAAAUCACAGACAAUUUAACUCACGUAAAUGAUGAAUAUGCCAAAUUAGUUCAAGUAAAGGAAACAAUAGAAAAAGAAGUCACCGUACUAGAAACGCAAUUAACGACAAAAGAUAGAGAAUUGGCUGAUGUAGAGAAAGAACUCACCGAACUUAAAACUCAAUUAAAGACAAAAGAAGAUGAAUUGACUUCCGCGAAAUCGAAGAGUGAACAAAUGGAGAAAUCUUGUACGGAGUACAAAACAAUUUUGGAGAACGCCACUAAGGAAAAAAGUGAACUGAUAAACCUAAUAAAUCUUAAACACAAUGAAAGUAUACAAUAUCAUACCGAAAUCCAAAGACUAAACCACAUUUUGUUAGAACAAACAAAUGAGUUCAAGCGAAUUAUAGAAGAAAAAGACGCACUAAUACAAAAUAAAACGGAAAAUUGUACAAAUUGCGAGAAUCUAAAGAUUACAUUAAAAGAGAAAGACGAAAUCAUAAAAUCAUUGAAUCAAAAUUCGACAGAAUAUGAAACCAUGAAAUCAGAAUUACUUAAAGCAAAUGAGACAAUUAAAAACUUAACCGAAAAAUGUGAUACUUUAGACAAGAGCUUGGCAAUACAAUUGGAGGCAGUUAAGGAAUUGACAGCACAAAAUGUACAGUUGUCAGAAUUAGAACAAAACUCAACACGUGAACUGGAACGACUCCGUCAGCACCUGAUGGAGAUGGAAGAGAAUUACACUCAGGAGCUAAUGGCUUCGGAACAGAAGAUGAACGAAGUCCAGGCACGGCUACGCCAAGUCGAAGAUCGAGCAAAACAGACCAGUACUGUUUAUACUAGUAAUAGCAUCCGGGCCAAUCAAGAAGUAGAGACACUCCGGAACCAAAUCAAAUUAAUGGAAAAGCAGCGCGAAGAUGUUCAAGCGAAACUGAGUGAGGCUGAAGACGCGAGAAACCGCAGCGAAGCGGCGCUCACCAACUUGCAAGUUGUAUUAGAGCAGUUCCAAUUGGAUAAAGACCGCGACAUACACGCAGCUACAGAGAAAAUACGAAACAAGAUGGAAAGUAUGGAAAAGCAAAACAGUUAUCUUCAAGAUGAAAUAGCUCAUCUCAAUACAAAGCUGGAAGAGUCCUUGGCAGGCCUACAAGCUGCCACCAGAUUAGGUGACCAGGUUGAAACUAAAACAGCACAAAUCAAUGAUUUGAAGGAGCAAGUACGAACUCUCCAAGCGUCUGUGGCGGCUGCUGAAGAAAGGUACUACAAUGCGAUAUCAAACCAGCAAGACAAAGUGGACAAGAAUCUGGUGAAGAACCUCGUCAUUAACUACGUGCAGACUGCUGCUCAGAACAGCACCAACAAAACACAAGUUCUAAGAAUCUUGUCUACUGUCCUGGAUUUCAACCAGCAAGAAUGCGAACGCCUCGGCUUAGUUCGAUCAGCCAACGCGACCGAAGGACUGGCGGUGGAAUUCAUUAAGUUCCUGCAGAACGAGUCGAAACCAAGGGCCCCAUUGCCUAAUAUGAUGGGCUUGACGCAGGGUAAUACCAGUAGAAGCUCCACUCCUGGAUCUAGACGGAGUUCUACCCUUGGUCCCCAUCCGAACCUUCAAGACGUAGGUGUCGUGGGUCACAAACGCAACCCGUCAACAGGUUCCAACAACCUCCUUUUCCAGAACAUUGACGCCACAGAAACCUCCUCACAUGUCAGCAUAGAGUCCGACACCACGAGUCCACGGGGGAUGCUCGACACGGGGGUCACUACGCCUAGAGACACAGAAGGGGCGAUAUUAAAACAUGUACUAAGGGAUAUGCAACAAUAGUUAUUUAAAUCGCGGCAGAUAUCUUGAAAAAUGCACUCUGCAAUAACUUUUUAUAAAAAAAACCGACAUCAAAAGUUCGUGGAAUUACAUCUAUUAGCCAAGUUUUGUUGCGAACCUCCUCCCUUUUUGAAGUCGGUUAAAAAGAAACCUAUUUUCACUUGAAUCUUUUCUUUGCUACCUCUUACGGUUAUUUUUCUUUCUUUUUUCCUAUCAAGUAAAACGUGACCCUUGCGCGUUGCAAUGUAGCCUCAAUAACAAUAUGGUCAAGAUAUUUGUCCUGUGUCAAAUAAAAUAAUUCACCCAAAUAUGAUUCUUUAUAACGUGUUAUUGCAUUGCAUAUUGUUUAUUUUUCAUGGUAUUUAAACUGGCAAGCCGUCUACAGGAAAAGUAUUUUUUUAUUGUGAUUAUACCAUAUAGUGUCUGUUGAAAUUAUUUCAUGUAUUAAUUAAAUGUAUAAUCGAAAUUUAUUAAUUUAAUUAAGGCAUCCAUUAAUUCAUUAUUGUAGUUCUUUAAUUAUGGCUAUAUAAAAAACAUUUUUGUACUUAUUAUAUUGUAGAUACACAAAAAUAAGUUCUGCAAAAAAUGACAGGAAAAGUUCAGGUUCUAUAAUAUGAUUAUAGAUAAAAUGAACGAUAUGGACUUCCAACUCCUUUUGUAACUAAAAAGCAAUAUAUACGGAGGAUGUAUUUGGUAAACAAAAGGACUGCCAUAUUAAAAAUUACAGUAAUUUGUAUUUGAAUUUUUAUUAACACAUUUUUCAAUAAAUAACUUAAAAACUCAAAUAUUCAAAGCUAACUUUGUAUGCCUUCGUUUUAUGAUUGGUUUUAAUUAGAAUUUCGUAAUGAACCAAUGGAUUUAUUUCAAUAUUAUUUAGCAUUUAUUUUAUUUGUAAAUUUAUGUUCAAAGUUAGAUAUAAAUUUAAAAAAUGUAGAUUUUUAUUUUAAUCUAGUAUUAUUUUUUGGUGCCUUAAGACAGUUUAUGAAGCAGCCUAAAUUGUUAUAAUACUUCCUAUCUUUGUAUAAAGUUUGUACUUUGUUAAAGUUAUUUGAUUUAGAUAGAAGAGUAUGAUUUAAACAAUUUACAGUUAGAAGGAGCUGCUUUCGUGCUAUUAAUUAAAAAAAUAUAUAGGUUUUAAACAUGUAAAUGAUGUAAUUAACUGUAUUAUUGCACACAAUUUAGUUUUAAAUUAUUAUUAGUUUAUGAAAUAUGGUUUUUAAUUUGUGCUAAAUUUAUAACAUGUAGUGCAGUCCGCGCUCAUAAAUAAAAUAAUGUUCACAGAUUGUGCGGAGUUUAUGGUGUACUACUGGGCACAGGCUUCUUUAGUCUUUCCCCGGCAGUGGGCUUUAAUAUUGUCGGUGUUUUGUAGAAAGGGCGAAAGCACGAUUUCGAAAAUUUAUUCCGGUGAGCAGGAUUUAGGUUUUAACGACUGUUUUAAAAUAUUUACGUCCUGUCUUAAAAUUUAAUUUUGGUUUUAAUUAACUUUAAGUUUUAAAAUUGAAUUUAAACCAGGACGUAAAUAUUUUAAAACAGUCGGUAAAACUAAAACUAGCUCCCCUCAAAAAUUUUUCGUAAUGGCGCUUUCGCUAUUUCUACGAAAAAGCGAUGGUAUGGUGACGACGAUGGUGUUGAUGAGUUGUUCAGUAUAAUUAGACUGUAACUGUCUGUGGCUGUACUUUGAUUGAUAAAAAUGUAAAACAGCCCGCACCCUGUGUUUAAAAAGUUUUCCAUAGUCGCAAACAUUGACGCACAUACAGAUUUUAAUACGAAGAUAUUUGCCAACUUUUUCAACACUAAGUGUGGGCUACGUUAUAGCUGGCGAAAUAUUAUUUGCACCAAUUCGUCUUAUCGCUUCAUCUUUAAAGUACAAUAGGACAAAAGAGUGAUUCGUCUCGGUAACGCACGUGCAAUCUGUCAAGUGCAAACAACUAGUUUAAAUAAGCACUUAAUUCUAAACUACAAUUUAUACGUAAAUAACUUUUUAAAUUAGUAACAAAAUAGUUGGCAGUUGGGAGUUUUAGGGAGUAUCGACUUUUAAAUAAAAAAGACCCGUUGAGUAAUUAAAUAAUUGAGAACUAGAAUACAUAAAAAGCAUUUAAAGCACCCAUUACUGGUACGUGGACCAAGAUCGUUAAUUGCGUGUACGCUUUAAGUAAAAGAAGUUUUAAUGGUUUUAUUACCUUAUUCAAAGGAUAAGUCGUUCCGGGAGAAAAAAAACAU